GCAGUCGGGGCAGUGCUCGGUGGCUCCCUUGCGUCAAUAAAUGAGGUCGGCCAUACACCUGAAGCGAGAUUUCUUCCUCAGUCACGUGUCCAGCGCUCGCUCUGAGCUCUUCAUCAACCUGCGGGAGGUGAGCUCACGCUUUCGUUUGCUGGCCGGAGAGGACAUCGUGUUGUCCACUUUCGAGCCCAGCAAAGAGGGAGACUUCGUGCUCAGAGUUUUCUCAGAGAAACCAGCCAACUCACAGCUGGUGUUUGUGCAACCAUCAGUUCUGAAAACCUUCUGAGAGAAGAUUGUGCAGGAAGUAUUGCUGACAGUAAUCUUGAGAAUCUUGAUCUGGAUGACCAACAGCACAGCAGUGAAAGUGAUGACACUGAAACAGGCUCCUCUUCAGAUGAAAUCAGAGAGUUAUGGAGUGAUUUGGCAAAAUGGGCGGUUCGGAACAAAACAACACGGACAUCUGUAGAUGAGCUCCUUUCUGUGCUGAGACAUUGCCUGCCUAAGGAUGCCAGAACACUUUUGGGGACUCCUCGCCAUGUUGAUGCACAGAAUUUUGUGGUGGUAUUUCGGUCUUGAGUCUAGGCUUCUGAAAGUAUGUUCACAGUACCCAGAGAAAAUUAUGUUGAGAGAAAGUCAUGUCCUUCUCAAUUUUAACAUUUAUGGUUUGUCAGUGUUACGGUUUAUGUAUUUUUGGUCAAAGACUUAAUCAAGUUUCCUAACGAUAUUUGUAAUUAUUUUUAUAAGCUAUUCUGUGAAUGAUUGCAGUGUGUAUGAAAUUUGAAUGAAAAGCUUUUUCCCUCUGCAGUCUGAAAUCAUUAAACCCUUAAGAAAAUG
Molecule: messenger RNA, 831 nt
Organism: Pimephales promelas (fathead minnow)
Lineage: Eukaryota; Metazoa; Chordata; Actinopteri; Cypriniformes; Leuciscidae
Source: RefSeq, a predicted model, not a curated record